Macadamia integrifolia is the source of this 2463-nucleotide messenger RNA. RefSeq lists its product as uncharacterized. The transcript has 8 exons. Gene Ontology annotation, molecular function: nucleic acid binding; zinc ion binding; catalytic activity. The coding region runs from base 1 to 2463 and encodes 820 amino acids. NCBI's taxonomy places the organism in Eukaryota, Viridiplantae, Streptophyta, Magnoliopsida, Proteales, Proteaceae. The record is from RefSeq and is a predicted model, not a curated record.
AUGGCCAAAGCCGUAGGGAGGCCUGUAGCCUUGGAUCGCAAAACAUUGAAUGGCACUAUGGGCAACUACGCCAGAGUCCUCAUCAAGGUCGAGUUGGUUGGAGCCAAGGUGGAGGAGAUCCAAGUGGAACAAAAGAAACCUGGUACAGACAUCAUUUUUUGGUUCAAACAACGGGUGAUGUAUGAGGACGAUCUCUCAAGAUGCACCUUAUGCAAAAAACUGGGCCAUAUGGCCAACCAAUGCCGAGAUAAGAGGGACGAAAGAAAGCCUGUUGCCCAGAAUAAUGGCAAUUUUAUCGCAGAUGACCAUGUACAUGGUAACCUCGCUGGAGUUGGGAUAGAAGGGUCGACUGAAAAAGCGGCCAGCCCCAGCUGUGUGAGGAGUCCCAGAUUGGUAGGAGAAUAUUUCCCUCCUAUGGUUAUGGAAAAUGUGAAUGGGGAUAUGAAUUACCUUGUGGAGGGAAAUCUGAAUUUGGGAGGGCCGAAUUCUAACACUAAUCAGUGCAGGGAGGAUCUGGAGCCAAAUAUGGUGGAUAAUCCAUUGGGUGAGGGAAGCGAGCAGGGAGAGGACGAUGCUACUCCAAGGGCUGGAAACCACUUGGAGGAAUCUUUUGUAGCUUGGAACUUAAGGCCUCGAUGUAAAAUUGAUUACCAUGGAGGUCAUGCUGGUCGAGGAACAACUAGAGGUGGCAGAGGCGGUAGAGGUGAGGAAGGGGUGGUGUCAGAGCAUAUCGUAAAGGGCCUUCCUCCCACCCAGCUGGUGGGAGGUCGUGCUAUUGUUCACCAUCCAGAGGUUGCUGCUAUUGAUAAUGCUUUACGUGCAGAGGAGGCUGCAGUAAGGAAGGGAAAAGCUAUUAUGGAAAAGGAGCAGACAGCCAAAGGUAUGAAGAAGGCCUCUGGUAAGAACGCCUUACGUGUACUUGUGAAAGAAAAGGAUCCUGAUAUUCUUUGCAUUGCGGAGCCAAUGAUCAAGAUCUCUUUCGUUCAUGCGAGUAGCUUUAGAGCUGAAAGAAGAUCUUUGUGGAUGAAUUUGAUGGCUGAUUCUCCUCAGUCCCCUACUCCAUGGGCAAUUAUGGGUGAUUUUAAUGCAACCUUGCAAUCUCAUGAGAAGAGAGGGCCGGGCAACUUCAGUAUGGGGUCGGCAGUUGAAUUUGGAGCCAUGGUUGAUGCUUGUGCAAUGGCUCAAGUGCCUUCUUCUGGAAUGAAGUUUACUUGGUCCAACAACCGCUGCAGAGGUAAUGUUCGCGCAAUGUUGGAUAGAAGCUUCUGUAAUGACGAAUGGAUAUCUCGAUUUCAGGAUUGUGCUCAAACAGUCCUUGAUCGAAUUGCCUCAGAUCACGCCCCUAUUAUGGUCACUUCAGCCAUGUCUCAGAGACCGACUAAUGCCCCUUUUCGGUUUCACAAAUUUUGGAUAGACCAUACAGAUUUUGAGAAUGUGGCUAAGACCUCCUUUCCAAACAUUGAUAGAGCUCUUGAAGAUGCAAAAAAAAACUUAAAGCAGGUGCAGUUAGACACUGAAGCCAACGGGUUAGAUGACCACUCUUUUGCUAGGGAAGCAGAUGCAAAAACUUCUUUGAUUAAAGCCUUGGAUUUGCAUGAAAAGCUAUGGGUGGAAAAGGCUAAAAUCAGAUGGAUGGAGCAGGGGGACAGGAAUUCUAGAUUCUUCCAUUUGUCUGCAAAAAUGAGAAGAAUUAGAAAUACCAUUAGAUACCUCAAGAAACAAGAUGGGACCAUUGUGGAAGGUCGUGAACAGCUGGGAGACUACAUUGUGCAAUUUUAUAAGGAUUUCCACAAAGCCAGCCCUACUAUAGAUCAUGUGGACCUUCUUGACUCCAUUCCCAUGGUUCUUCAACAAAACGACAUUUUUUUCUUGGAUUCUAUCCCGGGUGAUGAAGAGAUAAAGAAGGUAAUAUGGGAGCUCGACCCGGACAGCACUCCAGGUCCAGAUGGCUUUACAGGAGCUUUUUUUAGGAGAUGCUGGAAUAUUGUUGAAAGGGAGGAUAAAUGGUGGGGACAGAGAUCUAUAAUGGAGGAGAUCAACUUAGAUAAUUCCAGUUCUCUAAUCACUUCUGCUACAGUGGGAGAUUUUAUUAGAGAGGGACAAUGGCAUCUUCCAGAGGUAAAUGCUCCUUUGCUUAAGCAGAUUUUCAAUCAGAUAAAAAAGAUUAAAAUUCCCAGUGUGCAGACGGAAGAUUGGAAAAACCAGGUGUCGAUUGCUAACUUCCUACUAUGGUGGAAGAGAAGAGCUACUGGCCUCAACGUUAAAAAGCCAUGGAAGAUGGGAUUUCUGCUAAUUACUUAUCAUCUAUGGUGGGAGAGAAAUCAAAGAAGGCAUGAGGCUAAGGCAAGACAGGCUAAAUUUAUUUUUGAAUCCAUCAGACAAGAGCUGAUUCUAUGUCAUGGCGGUUCAUGCAAAGAGGUUAAGGCAGUUUCAGAUGUUUUAUGCUGCAGGAACUGGGUUUAG